Messenger RNA from Chanos chanos (milkfish), 1119 nucleotides. RefSeq names its product olfactory receptor 6C3. NCBI's taxonomy places the organism in Eukaryota, Metazoa, Chordata, Actinopteri, Gonorynchiformes, Chanidae. The transcript has a single exon. Bases 1 to 1119 code for a protein of 372 amino acids. Gene Ontology annotation, molecular function: odorant binding; G protein-coupled receptor activity; olfactory receptor activity. The record is from RefSeq and is a predicted model, not a curated record. Gene Ontology annotation, cellular component: membrane. Gene Ontology annotation, biological process: G protein-coupled receptor signaling pathway; detection of chemical stimulus involved in sensory perception of smell.
AUGGAUCAUACUAAAGACAUGAAUCGUACUGGUGAGUGCCCUGCGUUGUUAUCGUUGCCAGAGAUUGUUAACAGUACAGCUUUAAUACCCAAAUAUGAAUUUGACCUGGGAAGCUGUCUCUUUAAGUCCAUGCUGCCCUCAGACUCAACAGUGAAGGUGUUGGUGUGCAUAUUUGUGCUGCUCACCAUCCUCUCUUUGGCAGUUAAUGGAUGCACACUGCUGGGACUUGGUCGUUCAGAGGAUCUGUCCUGGGAACCACGUUUUGCUUUGUUGAAGAAUCUCAUUUUGAGUGACCUCAUGCUUACCAUCACGCAGGGGCCCACGGUGACAUACUGCCUUGUGCAGAGAAGGACACUCCCAUAUGGACCCUGGUGUUUGACUCAGUUCUUUGUUGACAGCGUAUGCAUCUUUUGCACCCUGUUUACCAUCACCUGCAUGGCUUUAGAGCGCUACCUGUAUGUGUGUCAGGCCAUCUACUAUCUCAGCAUUCUCACCUCACAGCGCUUGUGCUUCAUUAUGGGUCUCACCUGGCUACUCUCUCUGUGCAUCACUGUUGUGAUUAUGAUCCUGCUUCAACAAAGUCAUGCAAGUUCGCUGGUCGGGCAGCCCAUCGCUGGUCUCUUGUGUGAGCCUGAUACAGUGGAGAGCGUGCUGGGUUUCCCGCGUGCCUCAGCCAUCUUUCGGAAGCUUGUUGGAAUUAUUGUGACGUUCCUCUGCAUUCUGAGCUAUUCUUUUUCCUACCUUCGCAUGUACCAGGAAGCACGGAACGCAGUGCAACCAUUUCAGCAGGUAAACAGACGUGCAGGCAACACAAUCCUCUUCUACUGCUCCAUGCUGCUGCUCCAGCUGAUGCCUGUACUCUUGAAGAUCAUCUCAGAUGCAUUGUGGGAAGUCAUUUCCCCACUGACAGCCCCCUCAGGUUGGAAGACUGCUGGGACCCUUCACAUCAUGCUUCUGGUCAUGCUACAGGUACCUCCCUGCAUCAACCCACUUAUCUACGGGCUCCAUAACAAAGAGGUGCGACAAGCUUUGCCCAACCUCCUGCGCUGGAGAAAAGACUGCUUGAACCUGAAUGUGGAGGAGGGCUCAUUGAGGACUCAGGAAACAGGCCGUGAGUGA